ACCUACAGAACAGAUUCAAAUAAAAUUGUGAAAUAUAUUUGACACCAAUUUUGAACUCCGAUUGGCGUGAAACUAGCAUGAUUGACUUCCACCCGCCGCUCCGACAAGCGCGGAUUGAGAUUUACGGCUGGGCUUAUGGGGGCCAUUCCCCCUCCUUGGGUACUAGAUAGACCGCCCGGAUGGUAGGCAACACGCACCACGGUGCCCCUGUAUGCAGGCAAAAGGCAGUGCUCUCCCUCUCUCCUUAGAAAAAUGCAGGAUCCGCUCCUGCGCUCCGAUCCUAAGACGAAUGCCCAUCCUCCCGUAUUACUUUGUAAAUGCAUGAAUCGAAGACCGUUCCCAUGAGCGAAAGAAGGCCUUUGCCUGGACGUAGUUACUAGCCCGAACAAUUAUUCUGUCAUGCCAUCACCCCUUAAUCCCUCGAUGUCGCCUUGCCGGCCACACGCAAUGUUUUUUUUUUUUUAAAAACGAAACACUACGACACCGCGAUUGGGGACGUUGCCCGGUGUCACGUGUGGCGUGCGUCGGCCCGGGCCGGACGGAUGGCGGGCGCGCGGCUCGAGGCAAAGACCGGUUUCAAGUACGGCGACGACUAGCCCCGCCGAUUAAAUGUUCAGUCUAGUAGUCCAUAAAACAAGUAGUAGCAACUCCUCCCGAUAAAAAUGGGCGGCAGUUAUGCUUACAUCGAAAGAAAGAGAGAGGGAGAGAGCAUAUAGCCGCCACGCCACACAUGUAUCAAAUGAACCAAAAUAAACUCGGAGCUCAAAAGCCCUUUACCCGCCUCUUCUCGUGCACAGUUCUAACUCGUGUAAAAACAGCUAGUUCUCCUUUUUCCUGCAUGCCAGAUCGCGCGGGCCAGGCAGGGCCGCGGCGGCCCGGACGCACGAGCGUUGCCCCUCUUCCGAGUCCCGAUGCCUUUCAAGGUGAGCGGUCCAAAAACUGGUCGCCUGCUUCCGUACCGAAUACCUGCCGCUGACCAGGAAGGAGUACCGUUUCCUCGAGUGUGUCUUCCGAAAGACAAAGGAAAAUGCCAGCAAGCCCAACUAAAAUAGGUUUUGUGAAAUUUUGACAAACGCCCCCCCCUCCAACUCAUAGCGAUAUGCCGAUCUUCCUUAUCGGGUGGCCACGCGUGCCGUUUUUGCUAGAGCUGUCUCGGACGGCGUGCCGCCAGUGCUGCGCGUGCUGCGUGCCCCUCGGGGGCCCCGGCCCCCCUCCUCGACCCUCGGGACAGGAGGACCACGUCGCCUGUCAGGGCAGCCAGCGGCAAGCGGCGGCAGUCAUCGAGUCGACUUGGGCAGACUUGAGCAGUGCUGGUGUGGUGGAGUCCUGGUGGAGUCCCAGGGGUGUCGCUCCCAUCGUGGAGGUGCCCAGUGCCUCGGUUCAGGACAAGAAGUGCGACGAGGACUCCGCAGCCGCCGUCUCGCUGCCGGCAUGGAGCCCAAGUGGACCGCCAGCGCCAUCUGGGUUGUGGCGGCUGUCCUGUACAUCGGCAUCAAGUGCCUCAUCACCGGGUGCUACGCGGUGGGGUUCAUGGUGUUCAAGCAGAUGACCACGCCGCGGUGGCUCUUCACGUACAAGCGGCGGCUCGUGCCGCCCAAGAGCCUGCAGGACCCGGACCUGGGCCAGCACGGCUACGUCACGGUCAAGGGCUUGAAGUUCCACUUCGUUGAGAAAGGAGACCGAUCUAAGCCGUUGAUGUUAUUUUUGCACGGCUUCCCCGAUUUCUGGUAUUCAUGGAGACAUCAAAUGAGAGAGUUCAGCAAAGACUACUGGACGGUAGCUUUGGAUAUGCGAGGGUACGGCGACUCGGACAAGCCGACUGGCGUAUUUGAUUAUUCCGUGACUGAUUUAGUGGACGACAUCAAAGGGGUCGUAACGGCGCUUGGAAGGAAGAAAUUCAUCCUUGUUGGCCAUGACUGGGGCGCUGUCCUAUCGUGGUCUUUUUUAGAUCGGUACCCAGAAAUGAUCGACAAGUACAUAUUGAUGAACGGACCCUCUUUGAAGGUGUUUACGCAACUUCUGAUAUCGUUUUCUUCCGACCAAUCUUCCAAAUCAUGGUAUACAUUUUUAUUCCAAAUACCGUACCUUGCGGAAUUAUUCGUGAGUUUCAACGACUUUGGAAUGUUGCGAGAAACCCUGUUGGGCCACAAAACAAGCAGUCCCUACAUUACAGAAGACGAUAUUGAGGCGUAUAAAUAUAACUUUUCUCAGCGUGGCUAUCUGUCGCCUCCACUGCGCUACUACAAAGCAACUUACCAGACAAUUGUACGGCAAGGCCUGUUCCCGGACUUCGUGGGCGCCCCGACAACCAGCGGACCAAGGCCACAAGGCCUGUAUUUACACGGCGCCCAAGACAUUGCGGUCGACAGCAAGUGCGUGGUCAUGCUCCAAUUUUCAACCGAGAACCUCAAAACUUUGGUCUUGAACGAAGGAAACCAUUUCGUCAACCAGGGUGAACCCCUGGCCGUCAACAACGCCAUACGAUCAUUUCUUCAAUAACUUAUUUCAAUGUUAUAUUUUGUCCAUUUUCAGCUCAAUACACUUUAUUUAUCAUACAGCAACCA
Messenger RNA from Thrips palmi, 2564 nucleotides. Its product is annotated as epoxide hydrolase 4-like. Lineage: Eukaryota; Metazoa; Arthropoda; Insecta; Thysanoptera; Thripidae. The record is from RefSeq and is a predicted model, not a curated record. The coding region runs from base 1432 to 2499 and encodes 355 amino acids. Gene Ontology annotation, molecular function: hydrolase activity. The transcript has 6 exons.